Argentina anserina (silverweed cinquefoil) is the source of this 5987-nucleotide messenger RNA. Its product is annotated as protein TIME FOR COFFEE. The coding region runs from base 248 to 5209 and encodes 1653 amino acids. Gene Ontology annotation, cellular component: nucleus. Gene Ontology annotation, biological process: regulation of circadian rhythm. The record is from RefSeq and is a predicted model, not a curated record. The transcript is spliced from 12 exons. NCBI's taxonomy places the organism in Eukaryota, Viridiplantae, Streptophyta, Magnoliopsida, Rosales, Rosaceae.
UGGAAAGAGAGAGAGAGAGAGAGAAAAAGGCGAGAGGGGGCUAGAAGAGCAGAUAGAUAGACAGAGAGAGGGAGAGAGAGGGGAGAGUGAGAGGUGAAGAAGAUAAGCGAGGGUUGAGAUCUUUAUUGUUUUUGUGAGAGAUCAUUUCCGGCGUUGUGGGGCGAAUCCGGUGGCUUUGAGUAGUGAGAUUCCGUAGAUGGGGUUAGCUUUGUAGGUGUUUUAGGGUAGAUUAAUUGGGAGUAGGAAGAUGGAUAGGAUUAGAGAUGCGAGGAGAGGAACUAUGGCGGCGACGAAUGGGUUGUCGAGAAGAAGACACAGGAAUCACAGCCUCAGAGACUCUCCAGAGGACGAUGGGCCGAUGGAGUUACAGGAGACGUCGAGGCUGAGAGAUCGAGGAGGGAGCGGGAAGAAGGAUCGGGAUCGGGAUCGAGACCGUGACCGUGACCGUGACCGGGACAGAGAUCGGGAACGGGAUCGGAUGAGCCGGAACAAGAGGAGAAGAGCCGAGAGGCUGAUGCACGGAAGCAAUAGAGACGACGGCGGUGAUGAGAGUUCGGAGGAGAGUGUCAACGAUGAAGACGAGGAUGAAUACGACGAUGGAGGCGGCGGUGGCUCUAUUCGUAUGCUUCCGCCGAAUCCGCCAACGACGUCGCUCUCUUCGUCGUCUUCGUUGUUGAAUCACCGCAAGAGCUUUCCUCCGGUUCAUAAUAAUAAUAAUAAGCCUUUUCGACCGCUGCCGGCGUUGAAGGUCACCGACGAGAUGAUUGGCGUUUCUGUACCCAGAAAAGCACGGUCAGCCUCUACGAAGAGGUCUCAUGAAUGGCCUUCCAGUUGUGGAGUCGUCGGAGACCAAUUUCACCGGCAGGCAUCGACUUCUCCUGUCCGGCCUAGCACAUCGUCUGUGGCGCAGCCGUCUCCGGCUCCGACCUCGCCGUCUUCCUCUCACGCUUCGAUUAGGAAGAAGACGAGACCAAAUGGCCCAAGAUUGAAGCCGGCGAAGAUGUCAACGGCGAUAACGAAAUCCUCGCCGUCAGCCCAAGACGAGAUAGAGAUAGAGAUCGCUGAGGUGUUGUACGGGAUGAUGAGGCAACCGCAGGGUCCAACAAAGCAAGAUACUAAUACUACAGCCACGGAUUCGACCAAGCUUGAAUCAAGAGAAACCAACAAGUCCACCAGUGAGGCGAAAUCAAGAGUCUCAUCGCCGAUCUCGAACUCGCCAUGUGCGCCUCAGUUGACGUCUUCUUUCCCACAAAAUUCCAGCUCAUCCGCAACUUCUAUCUACGCUACGGCUCCUAAGAGGAAGCGGCCGCGAGUGCCUCCGAAGUAUGAUGAGGAACACCCCUCGAUUUUCCCAGUUCAGAGCAGCGCCAUUUCGACUACAAACAAGGUCACUGCAGAUCAAUCCACGAAGAUUGAGGCUUCAUCGUCAAAUUUGGAGAAAAACCCAAAAUCCGUCCCUGAAAAUGGUGGGUUUUCCUACAAAAAGUUGUCCAAUUCCCUCGCCAUUCCGGUACCUGAUCCCCGGCCCGAAUCGGUUGAGGAGUCAAUAAAGCCGCAGAGCAGGGCUGUAUCAGAUUCAAAGCCGGGAAAUGAAGAACCGCAGAGUCAAAAUCCGAAGUCCAGGAAAGAUGAAGCUCAAUCUCCAAAGAAGGAAUCGCCAGUGUUCAGAUUAGAUGAUAAUCGUGGGGAUAUGACAGCGACCAAUAAAGCAAAUUCAACCAUCUCUGAGAUUGAGAACCACCGGGAAGAGAAGUUCCAGAUAGAUCUGAUGGCUCCUCCUCCAUUAAGAUCUUCUCCAGAAAGGGAUGGUGGGGUUGAUUUUGUGUCUGUAGAUCCCAAACCUACGGUCACAGUUGCAGAAACGGAAUUAAAGUCUUUGAUGACCAGAGAUGAUGACAACAAACCUCUGAAAUUUGGGAAGGAGGAGAAUGCAAAUUUGGAAACUGAGAAGUCUAACAGAGCAGCUGCAGCAACAGUGGAAGAAGCUAAGCUUAAGAAGGGUGCUGUGGUUGGUAAAGAAAGGAACAUUGAUCUCCAGCUUGAUUUGGAGAAGAGUGAUAGAGAUAGUGGCAAUGCUGGGUUUAGUAGCAGUAACAAGCUGCUCCAGCAUCAUGUUACUACUAAGCAACAACAUAUCGUCGAGAAAACUGCCGUGCAACCGGUCUCUGUACCUUUGCCAAUGUCUGUGCCUGGUGGCUGGCCAGGAGGGCUUUCUCCAAUGGGCAGAUACAUGGCACCUGUACAAGGAGUUGUUUCCGUGGAUGGGAGUGCUGUUCCUGCAGCUGCUAUACAACAGCCACCGCAAGUGCUUUUCAACCAGCCUCGGCCAAAGAGGUGUGCUACUCAUUGCUACAUUGCAAGGAAUAUAUAUUAUCACCAGCAAAUGUCGAAGAUGAAUCCAUUCUGGCCGGUGGCAGCUGGUUCAGGAUCUCUAUAUGGGACCAAGCACGUCAAUCCUAGCGUAAUUCCCCCAGAAUUUCAUGCGAAUAUUCCCGGUAGGGGUGCAAAUUCUGCACCUGACAAGGGGCAGGGGCAUGCUAUGUUUCCUGCCCAAACUGGGAAGGACAAAGCUUUGCCAGCAGCCAAUCUUAUGGAUGCACAGAGAAAGCAAUUAGUAAUCCAGCAAGCUCUACCUCCAGGCGCCCCUAGUAAUAUCUUGCACGGCCCUGCUUUCAUUUUCCCUUUGAGCCAGCAACAGGCGGCAGCUGCUGCUUCUGUUCGACCUGGGUCUGUGAAGUCUCCCAAUGCUGGCAGUGCAGCUUUGCCAAGUUCAGUGAACUCUUCAGCAAUUACUGCUGCAGCGACACCUGCUGUAGCUCCCGCGAUGAGCUUCAAUUAUCCUGGAAAUGAACCUCAGUAUCUGGCAAUUUUGCAGAACAAUGCUUAUCCAUUUUCAAUGCCAGCACAUGUUGGUGCACCACCAGCUUAUAGAGGACCUCAUGCUCAGACUCUACCUUAUUUUAGUGGGUCUUUCUAUUCUUCCCAAAUGCUGCAUCCUUCUCAGCUUCAGCAGCAGCAACCACCCUCUCAAUCACAGCAAAGUCAACAAGGUCAUCAGAACCCUAGUAUUUCCGGUGGUUCUUCAUCAUCGCAGAAGCAUCUGCAAAACCAGCAGCAGAGGCCACCUUCCAGUGGCGUGCAUGGUGGUAAUGUUGGGUUGCAAGGGUUUCCUGCCUCAAAAAACCAGUCUUCACAGACACUACAGCUGCAGCAGCAUCAGCGGCAACAUCAACAAAAUCCACAUGCCCCUCACCAAGCUCGCCAACUUGAACAUGAGAUGGGUGGUGAAGAUAGUCCAUCAACUGCUGAUAGUCGAAUCUCUCGUCCGAACAUGUAUGCUCAAAAUUUUGCAAUGCCUAUGCCCCUUCCAAACUUCGCUUUAAUGACACCUCCAACGGGUAGUGCCAGUGGAGCAACUGCUGCUGGUGGCAGUGAAAAGAAGCAGCAGCAAGGCUCAAAGGCUGGGGUUGAAGCAUCUCAAGCUUUUGCCAUGUCUUUUGCUUUAAAUGGUGCUAGCGCUGCUGCUGGCCUUGACAUGGCUUCCCUAGCACAGAAUCAAGCCAUUCUCCAGAGCCUCCCAGAGGUUACAAGGCAAAGCUAUCAACAGAGUAUGACUGCUGUUCCUGUGCAAGCCGCUCAACAGAAAAAGAAUUAUCGCCACCUUGAAGAAGGAAAAAGCGGAGGAGGUGAUUCCUCUAAUGUGGAAGAGGAAAGAAAGGGCAUGACAGGGAAGGCUUCAACUGCUGGUCAUUCCAUUGCUUUCUCCACUGAUGGUUCUGCUUCUACAAUACCGGGAAACAAUGUCCUAGAUAGCUCUGCGGCACGAAGUCUGAACCUCAGUUCUGCUCCUGGCAGAGCAUCCAGUUCUGUUAUGCCCGCGUCUGUGACUGCUGUUAAUGCUCCCACACCUCAGCAGCAAUAUCAGCAGCAAAUGCGGAAUCACCAGCAACAGCAGAUGCAGCAGCAACAACAGCAGUUGCAGCAACAACAUCAAUUGCAGCAGCAACAACAUCAGAUGCUUCAGCUUCAGAAGCAACAGCUACAGAAAAAUGCAGCUCGAAGUAAGACACCAGCAACAAGCAAUGGCAGCGUUUACUCUGAUCACCUUCCUUCAACCUCUUCUAUGGCUGCAAAGUUUCCCAAUGCACUUUCUUCAUUCCCCCAUAACCUUGUCCAAAGUAGCACCAGUCCAUCUCAAUCUCCUCAGUGGAAGAAUUCAUCCAGGACAAGUACUUCCCAGGUUCCUGCCUCAUCACUGGCCUCAUCAACCUCAUCAUCGCUGAAAACUCAUCCUCAAAAGCCAGCACGCACACAGCAAAGUCACACUCAGAUUUCUUUUGCAGCCAACCCAAAGUCUUCCACCCAAAAUCAGGGGAUGCAACCUAACAGUAACCAGUCCCCAUCUCCUCCAAUAAUGGUUGGCUCACCCACAACUACGACUUCGUCAAUGUCAAAGAGUGCUGGUGGAAGCCCAAGGACAAAUACCUCAAAUUCCAAUGGUAAUAAAGCCGGGCAAGCUUCUUCAUUGUCAUCUCAGCAGGUGAAGAACUCACCAUCAGUGCCCAGCCAGAAGUCAUCUCCUGUGGGUGGGAGGAAUGUUCCUUCGAGCCUAGGCAAUACCCACAUUACCUCUUCAAGCACUGGGACAAAAUCACAACUGACACAACAGCAACAACAUCAGCAUCAGCAACAACAACAGCAGCACCUGCAUCAACAGCAGCAGCAGCAACAACAACAGCAACAGCAGCAGGUGUCUAGGCAAUCUAUUCAGCAAGCACAGUUGUAUUUUUCUAAUGCUUACAUGCAAAACCAGCAAGCUGCGCAUAAUAAUAGUUCUGGCGGUACAGCAUCCCCUUCAAGUGGGUAUUAUGUUCCAACAAGACGGCGUGGUGACAUGCAGCAGCAGUCGCAGCAUUCUCAGGGAUCAUCAGGGACAUCGUCAAGUGGGAUGUUGUCACUCUGCACUCCUGUUACGCUUGCUAAUAAUACCGGCACCACUGAUCCUGCCAAGGCAGUGGCUGCUGCUGCUAACAACAUGAAAGGUGGUGGUUUAUCUUCACAGACUCUUAUCCAUCAUGCCCAGUUUGCUGCUGCACAAUCCUCUGGGCCGCAUCAUCUUGUUCCUACAGGCUUCCCUUAUGUUCAUGCUGUUCCCACUGUGGUCCAGAUGAAACCAGCAGAACAGAAGAAGCAACCAGCCGGUGAGUAGCUUGAUGCUUUUGGUGUUGACUUGGCAAUCCCCAUAUUUUGUGACCAUGAAGAACAGUAAAAGAGAGAAUCAUUUGUUGGGGUUUGUACAUCUUUGAAGGGAAGGGCUCAUUCCUCCCCAAGGAAAUGGCAGUUUUGCAUGCGCUAUUGAGAACACGAGAGACUAUGGAGAACAUGAGAGGAAAGCGCGUAAUCAUGUGAAAAAGCGCUCCAGGGGGAGGCUAGGUGGAGUUAGACCCACAGUUUUGGAAUGAAGUUUAGCAAGUGGGGAAAUUUGGUCCUUGAUGGAAUGUGUAUCCAUCCAUUGUACACUUCGUGUUUAUAGUCUGACAGGGUUGAUGGGGAGGUCUAAUUACAUUUGAUUGGUUUGAUGAGGAUAGAUCGGCGGCAGUGGAGAACUGGAAGUUACCCUAUUUGCUGGGCAAAGAGAGGGAAGAAUGCCAAAGAAUUAGCAGGAAGAGCAAGAUCCGCCGUUCCUUCUUUGGGGGUUGUAAUGGAGGAUUUCUUUUUGGGCUUCAUCUUUGGAGGUCUAAAUUUCCAGAAAGAGCAGUAAAAACAGUAUCUUAUUGACAUAUAUAUGCAGUGGGGAAAAGAAGAGGUUUUAUGAGUUUAUAAUGGAAAAUCCUCUUGCAAUUUUUUUUUUUAAAUUGUGUCAUUGCCUACUGGCUCUACAUGUUUCAUAGCUUUUGUUUGGUGCUUUGUGAAGUGAACUAUGAAAUAUCUGAUGUGAGAAAUGAGCAGGAAAGAAAGAAUUGGAAUUUGGUGGAAACAUUUUGCCU